AUACGAUUGACUGUCCCUACCAAGAUGCAUAUAAACUUCUAAGGGUACGGUCCUGAUUUGUUAUUGAAGAAAUAUAGUGGACAGCCGUGUGGUGACUUAAAUAAAGAAUAAUCGAAAUGGACUCACUGCAAAAUAAAAAAUAAUAUCAUAAGGCUAAUAUAGAUAUAUCUGCGUAUAUUUGCUUACAUACAUAAAUUCAUUUGAAGUAUGGGUCCAUUUUUACGGAAACACUUAACAGUCAAGAAUUUUUAUCCAAUACAUGAUGAUCCCACAAUAUUUAUAACUUGCCAAUGGCAAAAAGAUAGAACUAAACCGAACCUAAUAUAUCUUCUGUACAGAACAAUAGUGAUGCUUAUAUUCUUUGUAACUUGGAUUUAUUCGAUAAUAGUGGAAAGUGGAGCUGGGAAAUAUCCUAUUUUUCUGACAAAUUGGGGGUAUACAGGCUGCACCAUCCAGUCGUUAUUAGCGUUUUUCAUGUUAUCAACGGCUGUCCUAGCAAUAUAUUUUCAAAAUAUGGUAAAAUUACACAAGGUGGUAUUAAAACUGUACCCAAUUUACUGGUUGUUGAAUACAGUAACAACACCUACUGCUUUCGCAAUUACAACUGUCUACUGGAGUAUUUUAUUCGAUGGCAAUAGCCAAUAUCGUGUUAUGAACUACUUUGUUCACGGUAACAAUUCAGUAAUGAUGUUUUUGGAUUUAUGUAUGGUGUCCCACCCGAUAAGAUUCCUACAUGUUAUUUAUACAAUAGUACUAGGAUUAACUUACGUACUUUUUACUUUAAUUUACUAUCUCGCAGGAGGCACUGGCUAUGGCGGUGCGAGAUAUAUAUACAGCAUAGUUGAUUGGUCGAAGCCGGGCCAGACAAUAGGUGUAUGUCUAGGUGUAAUUAUGUUCCAGGUCGUUCUUCAUAUGGUUAUUAUUCUGAUUUCUUUCGUCAGAAUGUCUAUUGCAAAAAAAUUCUGUAGUAAACAAUUCGACAUAUCCAUGAAGGAAACAAAGAGGCAGUCCUCGUUUGUAAAUGAAGCAAUGCUAAGUAAUGUAGUUUGAUGACCUAUACCUACCGUGUUAGAGUUUCUUAAUUAGUGCCAUAUUAUAUUUAUAUAGAUGUAAAAAAACAGGGUAUUUCAAAUUACGUGGCAAACACCUAAUUUCCUACGUUUACUUUACUUUGUAUAACAAAGAAAUGUAAGUGCGAACUAUAAAUACUUUUAUAUACCAAAAGAAUUACAAAGAGAUUUUAUGUGAAAAUAUUUAUUUUGUACAGGGUCCUUCACGACGAGUUGAAUCGAUAUGUAUAUGGGAAAGUACUGCGAUUAGUGUUCUGAAAAUUUGCUUGCAUGGCUUUCCCGAAAUGCACGUUUCAGCUAAAAUAAUUUUCUGAAAUUUCCGGUUAUACCGGAAGUGGACUGAAACUUCCGGUUAUACCGCAAGUGGACUGAAACUACGUUAUUUUAAAUGGAAUACUAUGGUUUUUAAAAAAUUACCAGCGAAUUGAAAUAAUAUUCAUCAAUAAAUCCUAAACGGGACAUAAUGAACAAUUUUGCAACGUUUAAACGUCAAGCUGUUUUCAUUGUUUAUUUAAUUUGAAGUGUAGAAUUCAAUGGUAAAGAGAAAAAUGGUGGUUGCCAUUUAAAAAAAUUAAGUUUUCGAAGUUUUUAGAUAGCGAAAUUCAGCACCAUUUUCUGAACACCCUAUAUAAAUUUUUGUCAAGGUUUUCACAGAUUUUUAAAGCUGUAAGUGUUAUUUGUCCAAAUCCCAAAAAUAUUCGACCCGACUCACUUAAACUUAGAAAUAUAGUUUUUUAGUGGAGGGCUGCAUGUAUCCAAAAAUUUCGAAUAUGUGUAAUAAUUAAAAAAUGGUGGACGAUGCCUCAUACAAAGUUAUAUAGAAAUUUCGCGUAGAUACCAAAAAUUUAAUGAAAACCAUAGCAUUCUACUUUGGGUCGGUUAUACCGGAGGUUUCAGAAAACUGAAAUAAUUUUAGUUGAAACGAGCAUUUCAGAAAAGCUCGUCGUGAAGGACCCUGUAUAUAUGAUCUGCAACUCCAUGACUCAGAAAGAUCCCAUUUAAAUAAUUUUGUGUAAUGAAAAAGAAAGUAUCUAGAGUUCCUUCAAUAAAUUCCAACUAGAAAAUAAUAAGUCGAAUUUAUAACCAUUAAGUAGUAGACAAUUUUUUUGUAUUUUUGGCCUUUUUUCAUAAAUUUAUAUAUAUACACACACAUAUAUAUAUAUAUAUAUAUAAAGGAAAUUAAAUAAAAAGUUGGAUAAAU
This is a messenger RNA of Diorhabda sublineata, 2271 nucleotides long. RefSeq names its product protein rolling stone-like. Lineage: Eukaryota; Metazoa; Arthropoda; Insecta; Coleoptera; Chrysomelidae. Gene Ontology annotation, cellular component: membrane. The transcript is spliced from 5 exons. The coding region runs from base 208 to 1050 and encodes 280 amino acids. The record is from RefSeq and is a predicted model, not a curated record.